CCAAUAAACUGGAAGUCGAAUGACUGAAACCUGUUUUAUCGGUACAGUGUCGAUUAACUAUCACACUUGUCAAAACUUGAAAAUUGUCAUAAUAACAAUAAAUAGAGAAGAAAUAGUGCAAAAUUGUACAAGAUGGCGAGUAGUUCAAGGUAUGACACGAAUAAGGUUUGUUGUAAUUCUCAUCCAGAUGCCCCCCUUAUUGAAGAUUACAGAGCAGGCGAUCAGAUUUGCUCCGAAUGCGGUUUAGUAGUAGGUGACAGAGUAAUAGACGUUGGAUCUGAAUGGAGAACCUUCAGCAACGAAAAAUCGGGGGUCGAUCCUUCUCGUGUUGGUGGCCCCGAGAACCCCCUUCUUAACGGCUCAGACCUGACCACAAUGAUAGGCCCCGGUCGAGGGGACGCCUCCUUUGAUAGUUUCGGUGUCGCGCGCUACCAGAACCGUAAAACCAUGAGCAGUUCCGACCGCGCUUUGAUCAACGCUUUUCGUGAAAUCAACGGAAUGGCGGAUCGCAUUAAUCUUCCAAGGACUAUAGUAGACCGUGCUAAUAACUUGUUCAAACAAGUGCAUGAUGGACGUAACUUGAAAGGACGCUCUAACGACGCCAUAGCGUCGGCGUGUCUUUACAUAGCUUGUCGGCAAGAGGGCGUCCCUCGAACGUUCAAAGAAAUCUGCGCCGUCAGUAAAAUUAGUAAACGAGAGAUUGGAAGAUGUUUUAAAUUGAUUUUGAAAGCGCUUGAAACUUCAGUGGAUCUCAUUACCACUGGUGAUUUUAUGUCGAGGUUUUGCUCGAACCUUGGUUUGCCGAAUAUGGUGCAAAGGGCGGCUACGCAUAUUGCAAGGAAGGCGGUGGAGUUGGAUAUUGUUCCAGGGAGAUCGCCGAUUUCUGUAGCUGCAGCUGCUAUUUACAUGGCGUCACAGGCUUCGGAAGACAAACGAAGUCAGAAGGAAAUCGGCGACAUCGCGGGGGUGGCCGACGUCACCAUUCGCCAGUCCUACAAGUUGAUGUACCCCCACGCUGUGAAACUAUUUCCAGAAGAUUUCAAAUUCGCAACGCCAAUCGAUCAGUUACCCCAAAUGUAAAUUCGGAUCCUUGUCACAUUUUGUUUGUCUUUUUUAUGGAAAAAUUGAUGUAAAUUUUAUUUAUAGGUUUUAAGCACUAGGUCGAGUUAGGUAUUUUUUACAAAAACACAUUAGGUACAAUAAUUGAUCUUUUAUAAGAAGAAAUACAGAAAGAAUCGAAAUUGU
Molecule: messenger RNA, 1245 nt
Organism: Tribolium castaneum (red flour beetle)
Lineage: Eukaryota; Metazoa; Arthropoda; Insecta; Coleoptera; Tenebrionidae
Gene: TfIIB
Product: Transcription factor IIB
Exons: 5
Coding region: 133-1080 (315 amino acids)
Biological process (GO): transcription initiation at RNA polymerase II promoter; transcription preinitiation complex assembly
Cellular component (GO): nucleus; transcription preinitiation complex
Molecular function (GO): TBP-class protein binding; RNA polymerase II general transcription initiation factor activity
Source: RefSeq, a predicted model, not a curated record